Messenger RNA from Chara braunii, 1599 nucleotides. The record is from the annotation of a GenBank genome assembly. Lineage: Eukaryota; Viridiplantae; Streptophyta; Charophyceae; Charales; Characeae.
CGUACGAGAAAAAAAAAAAAAAAAGUUAAUAAAAAAACUCCGAAAAACAAAUAUGUGUUUUAGCAUCCUAAAACAAGCAACAUUUUUAUGUGCACCAUCUGCAGAUUCUCAUUAGAAUUAGAGAAAAAAAAAAAAAAAACAGUAAAAAAAAAAUAAAAAAAAUUGUACGGGGCCUUGAGUACGAGUAGCGUACGAGAAAUGAGUACAACUUGUACUCGUAUGAGGCGAGUGAGGGGGCCUGUUUUGGUGCCAGCGAGCGAGGUGCCCCUUCGCGAUGGUCGCUUCUCUCCCUCCCAUCAUCCGAUCUCUGCACAGCCCGAGGGGGAGCCACUUAGGCGUUUGGAGAGGUUGGCGUCGUCAGCAGGCAGAGACCGGACACAUGACGGCGAGGAUCGUGCGGGGGAGAGGACUCCUUGCGACGCCGGUAUCCGCCCCCGCUCGCCAUCGGUGCUCCGCACACAGGACUUCGAGGACAUAGGGCUUGGCGGGAGCUUGGGAGGUUUUAGUGUCGAGGGACGUCGACGUGCCUCACCGCAGGAUGUGCGCACAGACGCGGACGUUGAGCGGGGCCCUGUUGAAACUGAGGAGGAGAGGGAUGCCCGUUUGGACCGAGAGGAGGAGGAGCGGCUGAGGAGUUUGCCACAAUGGGAGGGUCGGUUCGCGUAUCUCGACGAGCAACGUCGGCAGAGGGACUUGGAGACAGGAGGGGAGGGGAAGCAGGACGUCGACGACUCUGGUGUCCCUGAGGAGGCGGUUCAGGGGGAGUUCAAUUAUGAGGGGCAGGAUGCUGCCGUGGCUGUCCCUGAGGGGCAGGAUGUUUUCAUGGGCGGUGGGUCCCCUAGUGGGGGCCGUGGCGACAGCGAGACCGCGGGUGAUGAGGGACAGGGUGCCGCAGUGUGCGGCAGAGGAGAGGGUGGACCCGGUGAAGAUGGGGAUACUGCGGGUGUCGGUGGAGACGAUGGCCUGGACGGCGACGAUGACGACGACCACGGUCCGGAUGACGAUCCGUAUAGGCUCGCCUUGGUGUUGAGGGACCCCACAGUGCCUCGCAUGCGCCCUGACGGCACAACGCACACUUUCUUCGACGCCGACGCUUUGGCACAUACGUUGACGGAUGACCCUUUCGCACACCUGAGCCGCAAGAGCGGCAAGCAGCGGGCCCAUGGGAGGGUAUAUUCACCGCCGCCGUUCACAGUGCAGAGCCCUCACUGGUCGGAUUCGUCGCUCAGCGGCGUUAGAGGGAGCGAGUCUGAUGCGGGUGAGGUGGGGUCCGACAGACGCAGCGACGGCGACAGAGAUAGUGGAGGAUCGAUGCCUCCACCGCCCGCACGGAUUCUGGAGGGCAGGGUCGACACCGGGGACCGGACGGUGGCACCCGGAGUUGCGCACAGUGGCGAUGGCAGGCCACAUGCUUGGUUUGUCACGAGCGGAGACGAGGAGGACAUUGGUCCUCGAGGCCCCAGGGACAUCCACGGACAGGCUGCUGGGAGAGCAGUUCACAUCGGGCGAGGAGGAGUUGUUGAUGCGUCCCGGGACGAGACGACAGCAUGGCCUCUCAGAGGUUGAGGGGUCGCCGCUGGGCUGGCAGCAUUGGACGCG